GAACCACAAUUGCAAUCCUCUCUCCACCUUUACUCCUUUGUCUCGCUUGCCCUCUCCAACCAAAAAUAACCGCCUUGUCACCUUCAAACAAUCAACGUUCCUAAACUCCACACCUUCUGAAGAGCCACCCUCGCGUGUUUCUGCUGAAGCGCUAGAGUGAUUGUUGAUAUUCUACCCCGCCAUCCAAACGGUGACCUGCAAGCCAUCAACUCCUCUCCGAUAUACUUCAGAACGCCGCCACUUCACGAGAGCUUACCUGGGGAAGCUUUGCACCACCGUCCCGUACGCUACAAUGGCCGCUUUGACAAUAGAUGAGCUGGAUCUACAUGUCCGCAUGUUUUAUGAAGGGACAGGCGCUGAUGUUGGCUCUUCCUGCAACUUUUAAUAUCUUGCUUUGCUGACUUUCCCGCUAGAGAAAAAAUGCUCAACUUGUUCUCAAUCAGGUACGUAUCUCUGGAAACUGGUAAGCGUUUACCGUCAGCUUCUCGAAUACUGAAUACGGCUUCUAGUUCAGCGAGAGUCCGGAUUCAUGGACCAUGGUUGAUAAGAUGUUGGAAUCGGCAAAUUACCCUGAAACGAAAUGUAUUUUUGAUCCCGAGUUUAUGCUCGAUUGCUGUAACUUGGCUGAUUUUUUUAGUUCUCGGGCUACGAGUGCUGGAUCAAGUCAUCCAGACACGAUGGAAAGUGUUGCCAAAGGAACAGAGACAGGGUACGGAUUACCCGAACAAAGGAUUUAUCCUCACAAAAUCGAGACUCACAGCAAGCCCUAGGUAUCCGAAACUUUGUCGUCGGGUUCAUCAUCCAGGAGUCGUCUACUCCCGAGAAUCUGCACCAGAAGAGAAUAUUGAUCAACAAAUUGAAUCUGGUUCUGGUGUCAAUACUGAAGCAGGAUUGGCCUCACGACUGGCCCGAUUUUAUCAAUGAAAUUAUUAGCUCCUGUCGGAGCAACCUUUCUAUCUGCGAAAAUAAUAUGGCUAUUCUGAGACUUCUUUCGGAGGAGGUGUUUGAUUUUUCAGCGGAGCAAAUGACACAAUCUAAGACUAAGAACCUUAAAACGACUAUGUGCCAGGAGUUUUCCUCGAUUUUCCAGCUCUGUUCGGAGGUUUUACAAAUGGCAGAACAACCGAGCCUCGUAAAAGCGACGUUGGAAACGCUGCUUCGUUUUCUUAACUGGAUUCCCCUAGGCUAUAUCUUUGAGACACCUAUUAUCGAGACCCUACGCACUCGCUUCUUGGAACAGCCCGACUUCCGCAAUGUGACAAUGAAGUGUUUAACUGAGAUCGGUGGUCUUCAGGUUAAUCAAUUUCAGUAUGACGAGAAACUGGUUGAGAUGUUUACAAACGUCAUGACGACCGUUUCUAAGAUUGUUCCUUUAUCAACCGAUCUCCGUUUUGUUUACCCAUCCAGCAAUACCAGAGAUCAGGAAUUCAUUCAGAAUUUGGCCCUUUUCAUUUGCAAUUUUUUCACUCCUCACCUCAAGGUAUUUAUAUCACCAAUCUGAAGACUAUAGCGUGGAAUAUCGCUCACUCGGUUCCGGUUUCCCAGCUUAUUGAGAAUCUAUCAAAUAAAGAUUAUCUUACUCAUUCGCAUUUCUACCUCAUCCGGAUAUCCCAAAUUGAGGACCGCGAGAUCUUUAAGAUCUGUCUCGAGUAUUGGAAUAAGCUUGUCCAAGAGCUCUAUGAAGAGAUGCAGUCGUUGCCCAUUACGGACAUCACUCCCCUUAUUAGCAUGGCUCAGAUUGGGGUUACCGGGCUUGCUAGCGGGGGGGGUGCUGUUCACCCUAAUCAUCAUGCUAAUUUCCCACUCAGGAAGCAUAUGUACGCCGAAGUCUUGUCAAACUUAAGGCAGGUGAUGAUCGAGGGAGUGGUUAGGCCUGAAGAGGUAAGUUGAUAUAUACACUUUGCGAUGAAGUAGAUCUUCACGAAUUGCCGCUCACCCCUCAUAGGUUUUAAUUGUAGAGAACGAUGAGGGGGAGAUCGUUCGUGAAUUUGUCAAGGAGGGUGACACUAUACAGCUCUACAAGGCCACUAGGGAGUGCUUGGUCUACCUUACGCAUUUAGAUGUUGUUGACACAGAAAACAUCAUGUCGGAGAAACUUGCUAAACAGGUUGAUGGCUCUGAAUGGUCAUGGGCUAAUUGCAAUACCCUCUGUUGGGCUAUUGGGUCAAUAUCUGGGGCCAUGAACGAAGAAACGGAGAAGAGGUUUCUGGUUACGGUGAUUAAGGAUUUGCUCGGCCUCACCGAAAUGAAGAGGGGGAAGGAUAACAAGGCGGUUGUUGCUUCCAAUAUUAUGUAUAUCGUGGGCCAGUACCCCCGAUUCUUGAAAGCUCAUUGGAAAUUCCUAAAAACCGUUGUCAAUAAACUUUUUGAGUUUAUGCAUGAGACGCACGAAGGUAAGCUCUUGUUUCCACUUGAUUUAAUCUGUCUAAUCCUGCUUAGGUGUCCAGGACAUGGCAUGUGAUACCUUUAUCAAAAUUGCUCAAAAAUGCAGGCGCCACUUUGUUGCCUUGCAACCAGGAGAGUCGGAGCCAUUUAUCGAUGAAAUAGUACGGACAAUGCAGACCAUUACUCGGGACCUGUCACCGCAACAGGUUCAUACCUUCUAUGAGGCAUGUGGCUACAUGAUUAGUGCACAGGGUCAGACGGGAAUACAGGAGCGUUUGAUUCAAGAUUUGAUGGCACUUCCCAAUCAGGCCGUAAGUUCAAGCGUUUUUAAUUCCAGUUUUAAGCUUUUCACUGAGUAGCUAUCUAGUGGGACGCUAUUAUCCAAGAGGCCACCUCAAAUCUUAGUAUCCUGGAUAACAAUGAGACAGUCAAGGUUAUUGGCAACAUCAUGAAGACUAAUGUGUCGGCUUGUACCUCAAUUGGAAGUUACUUCUAUCCCCAAAUUGCCCGCAUUUUUAUGGAUAUGCUCUCGAUGUAUCGACUUGUUAGCGGGAUGGUCUCCGCGGGUGUAGAACGAGAGGGUAUGUGUUCGGAUCAAUCUCCUGGGACUUGGUUAACGGAAUUCAGGUCCUGUGGCGCCAAAGAUGCCUCGUAUCCGCGGCCUACGUACGGUGAAGAAGGAGAUUCUAAAACUUAUCGAUACCUAUGUCCAGAAGGCGGAUAAUUUGGAAGCAGUGAACAACAACAUGGUUCCACCUCUAUUGGAUGCCGUGCUUGUUGACUAUAACCGCAAUGUUCCAGAUGCCCGUGAUGCCGAGGUUUUGAAUGUUAUGUCCACGAUCAUCAGCAAGCUACAUGGUCUAAUGGAGGACAAAAUCCCAAUCAUCAUGGAGAAUGUUUUCGAAUGUACCCUGGAAAUGAUCAACAAGGACUUUUCGGAAUAUCCAGAGCACAGAGUGGAGUUUUUUAAAUUGCUCCGCGCAAUCAAUCUGAACUGCUUUAAUGGUGAGCUAUGCUAGAUGGAUUCUCAUUGAGAUAUGUUAGCUAAUUGGGCUUGUAGCCUUGCUCAAACUUGAUAAUCGCCAAUUCAAGUUUGUCAUUGACGCGUGUCUCUGGGCUAGCAAGCACGACAACCGUGAGGUCGAGGCUGCUGGCUUAAAUAUGUGCAUCGAAUUGAUCAACAAUAUCGCCGAUACAAAUCCAGAGACCUCCAGCGCAUUUUUCCAGCAAUUCUUCAUUCCAAUACUACAAGACAUUUUCUUCGUCCUUACGGAUACCGACCAUAAAGCCGGUUUGUAUACCGUUUGCCGCUAUUUGGAUUGGAAGUAGGAGCUGACUCUCUUUUAGGAUUCAAGCUUCAGGCGCUGCUUUUGUCCAGGAUGUUCUACUUUGUGGACUCUGGCAAAGUUCAUGCACCUCUUUACACACCUGACCAAGCCCCGGCUGGCACGUCCAACUCGGAGUUCCUUAGAGAAUAUGUUGCUGGACUUCUUCGCACGGCCUUUUCACAUCUUCAGCCGUAAGUCCUAUAUACAUAUCUUUAAUUGAUUAUUUCCUAAUUCAGCAAAAAAAAUUUAGGGUUCAGAUCAAGACGUUCGUGGAUGGCUUGUUUGCUUUGAACAACGAUCUCCCUAAGUUCAAACUUAAUCUUCGUGAUUUCUUGAUUCAACUGAAGGAGUUUUCUACGAGCGAUAAUACCUACCUUUUUGCAGAGGACCGAGAAAUCGCAGCUGAGGAAGCCAGGAAGGCCGAGAGAGAGAAAGCAGCGAAGGUUGGUGGGUUAUUAAAACCAAGUGAAAUGGAUGAUCAUGAUGUUGAGCUGUGACUCACCGAAGAGAAAAAUGAUCUUCCACUGUCUGAUCCCGGUCGGGUUGUCUUUAAUCCUGCUAGUACCGGUAAUUGGGCUGAGGGUUGGUGGUGGGAGUGAGUACAAUUAGACAGUGCAAUUGCUCGCCGUUCCUACAUCUGGUUUUCAAUGUUGUUCUGCCGUUUGUUCGCUAUCCAAUUUCCGCUCUGUUGUUAGGCCCUUUAAGGGCGCAAGUGUUUGCAAAGUUGGUAACAUGUUUCAUUCAUGCGUUUUUUUGUCAAUAGUUGAGGGGGGCGCUCGGUGUAAGCGAGAGCAGUAAAGGUGGAACAUGAUAUCAUUAAAUUAUGGUUUACAACUAAUUCUCUCUAUCUUCCGCCAAUCCAUGCUUGAUCACUCGGAGAGAUACCGUGAGAAGUGUACCCCGAGGUGAGCUAGACCGCAUGCACAUCUCUUGUGCGAAGGCUAAACAAGAACUUAUUGGUGCAUAGAAGAGGGAUGGUUGUCGGGGGAUUUGCCGCGAGCUUGUGACGGAAUAGUUCAUUCGCGUUAAUUAAGAGUAGCCCCCGCUGAAUUCCAUAGAUGCGGACCAACUU
Molecule: messenger RNA, 4785 nt
Organism: Tuber aestivum (summer truffle)
Lineage: Eukaryota; Fungi; Ascomycota; Pezizomycetes; Pezizales; Tuberaceae
Source: the annotation of a GenBank genome assembly